AUGGAAGCGGAUUGGAAAGCCGCCUUGAGCCUUGCGGUGGACACUUUCGGCAAAUUAGACAUCAUCGUCAAUAACGCUGGGGUUGUUUACAACGCCUGUUCAAGCAUCGAGACGACCGAGGCCGACUACGAUCGAGUCAUGAGAGUGAAUCUCAAGUCCUUGUACUGGAGUUCUAAUGUGGCCAUUCCGCACUUCUUGGCUGAGAAGAAGGGUGGAAUAUUCAUCAAUAUCUCUAGCAUGGCGUCAGUCCGACCCCGACCAACACUUGUGUGGUAUGGGGCUAGUAAGGGAGGUCUUACCAACGCAACCAAAGGCCUAGCGAUUGAGUGGGCGAAGCACAAUAUCCGCUUCAAUGUUAUUCAUCCCGUCGCAGGGGAGACCUCCAUGGUCCCAUUCUUUCUUGGCGGACAUGAUUCUCAGGAGGGCCGAGACAGAUUUAUCAACACCAUUCCUCUCGGGCGAUUCGCUCAACCUACGGAUAUUGGAAACGCGGUUGCAUUUCUAGCCAGCGAUGAAGCAUCCAUGAUCACAGGGGCAUCUCUAGACGUCGAUGGUGGCAGAGGAAUUUAG
Colletotrichum aenigma is the source of this 570-nucleotide messenger RNA. RefSeq names its product 4-formylbenzenesulfonate dehydrogenase TsaC1/TsaC2. The coding region runs from base 1 to 570 and encodes 189 amino acids. NCBI's taxonomy places the organism in Eukaryota, Fungi, Ascomycota, Sordariomycetes, Glomerellales, Glomerellaceae. The transcript has 2 exons. The record is from RefSeq and is a predicted model, not a curated record.